UUCCUUCUUUUUGUUUCAUUUAGCAUCUUUCUGCCAAAAAUAAUAAUAAUGAUAAAGAACUAAAGAGAAACAAGAAUAACUAACUACUUUUAAGUUUUUGGAAGAUAAUAUUUAAUAAUUUUUUGUACAUAUGGUGGGAGAAACAUGAAACUAUUUGUCUUCUCUCGGUCCACUUACGUUACUUGAGAAUCCAUUAACCAAUCAAAGCUACUUUGGAGUUUUUUUUUUUUAUACAAAAAUCAUUUUUUAAAAUUUUUAUAGGUUAUCUUUAGGCUUAAGGAGUUCGCCUGGUAAGUGGUAAGAGAUCACCUACUUUUAAAUUAAAACUAGUAUUUGAGUCCGGGCGUUGCCCGGGGUUGGUAUUGUUUUCCGAACUUGAUACGCAUUUUUUUCCAUUUUCAUUAAAAUAUAUUAAGAAAAACUCAACAUUCAAAAGGUACAAAUAUAAUAAUGUGGACGCCCAAAGGAUGACUAAAGUUGGCUGAGAUGGUAAUUGUGUCAUGUAUAAUAGCAAGAGGUCCCGAGUUCAAAUCUUGUAUAGAUUAGGUAAUGGGAAAAAGAGAAUUAGCCCAAUAGUGACUAGGUUAAUUUUUUUAGAUGUCAAGUUUAAUCGAUUUAGUUAUCAAGUCUGCUUUUAUAUUGAAAUUAGACUGUCUCUUUUAACAAUUCUUGAUAGGGUAAUUGAGCUAUGCAAAAAUAUUCCAAUAUGUAACACCCAUAAUCUUGUUUACCAAAAGCGUGAAAGACACAUCAAAGUCCAUCAUCUUAUUGUUGUCUUACUAGAUUAGCUAGAAAGACAUUAGACAUGGGCAUAUAUAGCAUGCUAAUACAAGUAACUGUUUUUUAGUGUUUAUCUGUAGGAGUGUACGAUAUAGUAAGUCAAAAGUACAUCAAUUUCACCUAAAAUCAUUGAUUGUUCUAGCUCCGUUUUAAAAUGUUAUUAUCAAUGGCGAUGUAAUGAAUGUUCUAUUAAUGUCACAAUGUUUUUCUUAGUUUUUUUUUUUCCGAAUACAUAUAUUCGACUCUUAACAUAUAUACUUGUCCAUCAAUUUAAUUGAUAACAAAUUGAUCUAGAAGUAUAUACUGAAAUAAUUGUAAUAAGAUAUCACGUAAUUAUAUUUGUUAAUGUAAAUAACCAACUAUGAAAACUUUGACCACAUUAACAAUCAAUGGGAAAAAUGUUACUCCCUCCGUCCCAAAAUAUAGUUCCCAUUUUCCUUUUUUCACGGUAAUUUAUGCAAGUUGGGAUAGUAAAGAUUUUUUGUUUAUUUAAAUAAAUGUUGUAUGGGAAAAGAUGAUUUUAGGAGAGAGAAUGGAGAUAAUUGGUGAAAGAUCAUUAAUUGUAACAUUUUGGUUGAAUAAACAAAGGAAAAAACAAAAUUCAAGAAACAAAUAAAUGAUGGGACACGAUUUUUCUAGACAAAUUACGGGAAAAUGUGGAACUAAAUAUUGAAAUGGGAACUAUAUUUUGGGACACCCAAAAUGGAAAUGGGAACUAUAUUUUGGGACGGAGGGAGUAUAAAAUAGAAAGAGUAUACUAUUUCAAGAAAACAUUUUACUUUAGUUUAUUUUGAUGUUUCAAAAUAAAAGUUCUACGAAUCUAUACUAAUAUAUUAAAAGGCGUGCAUAAAUCAGGAACGGUGCCACGUGACGUUCUCCCUAAGGAGUUUUAGUUCAUGUAAUCCAUGUACAAUAAAAAAAAUUAGAAAUUGCAUAGUAUAGGUUUUGAUCCCGUGACCUCAAGUUCAUGUACUAAAGUUUUAACCACUAGACCAAGUUGUAUUUAUUGUUAUCAUAUCAAAGUAUAAUAUUAAUAAAUGAAAUUUUUUUUCUUACCCGGGGCGUAGCCCAAGCUUAAUAACUAGUUCUUGUAUUAAAAUGUGCUACUUGUUAGUUGAUGGUACAAGGUGAAUUACUAAUUCGUAUAUAUGAGGUUAGAAUUGAUAAUACAUAUGUAGGGCAACUGAUAGGAAAUACUAAUGCUAUAAAAGAGUUAUUGCCGAUGCAUUUAUGGAGUUGUCGACAAAUACAAAUAAAGUUAUUAAUAAUGUAUAUAUAACUUUUUUUGGGCCCCCUUUUGAAAACUCGUAGUAAGAUGAAUUUCUCCUGGGCUGUGAAAUUUUACUUGCAACUGAUACGAAAUACUAAUGCUAUAAAAGAGUUACUGCCGAUGCAUUUAUGGAGUUGUCUAACAAAUACAAAUAAAGUUAAUAAUAAUGUAUAUAUACCUUUUUUUUUUCUCCUUUUAGAAACCCGUUGUAAGAUGAAUUUCCUCUGAACUGUGAAAUUUUACUUCCACCAUGAUUUGAAUCUUAAUCUUCCAUGUAGGAAAUAAGAAACCAUACCAUUAGACCAAAAGAUCUUUGGUAAUACCGAUCACAUAACACAUCAUACCAAAAUGGGCUAUAAACCUGUAAGAGUUUUACUACAUUCUAAGGUUUUCAUAAUAAGGUGAAUAAAACAGAGGAAGUAUAAAGAGUAAAGAAACAAGUAAUAACUUACCUUCAACUUUUAUGGUUAUUAAUUGGACCUACAUGUAAACUUAUAGCCUUAAUUUACAUGAAAUUUUUAUGUGACUCAUAUAUUUGUAUGCAUGUGACCUUCGGAAUUACAUUACCCUUCUUGUCGGCUAUCACAACCCCCCACUCCCACCUCUUCUUUCUUUCUCUCUCGUGAUGUCUCUAAUUAGAUGAGUAACUUAUAACCCAAUCAUAAAGUUACACGCAACUACCCCUUAAUUUGGCAAUAAAAACCCCCCUUCUUCUCAUACAAACUACCCAUUAUUUCUCCCAACCCACAAACACAAACUUCACACAAACACACACACUAACUAAAUAACCAAACUAACACACUAAAAAAUGAACCUCUUAUUACCUCAUCAUUUCUUUGUUACACUCAUACUACUACUACUCACUAGAAUGCCAAUUAUGGUAAUUUCUUACCAUGAUUACCAUGAUGCACUAAUGAAGUCAAUUCUAUUCUUUGAGGGACAAAGGUCAGGCUACUUGCCCCCGGACCAAAGGGCCCGGUGGCGAGGCGAUUCGGGUCUUGGUGAUGGAGCGGAGCGAGGUGUAGACCUUACUGGUGGCUACUAUGAUGCUGGGGACAAUGUUAAGUUUAACUUCCCUAUGGCUUUCACCACUACAAUGUUGGCAUGGAGUGUGGUGGAGUUUGGGGAGUUAAUGCCUCCUAAUGAGUUGAGGAAUUCUUUGGUUGCUAUUAAAUGGGCCACUGAUUACCUCCUUAAGACCAUUGCUCAACCUAAUAGAAUCUAUGUUCAGGUGGGUGAUCCUUUAAGUGAUCAUGGUUGUUGGGAGAGGCCAGAGGAUAUGGACACAAAACGAACAGUGUAUGUGGUUGAUGCUCCAAACCCAGCUUCCGAUGUUGCUGGUGAGACUGCAGCCGCGUUGGCGGCUGCUUCGAUGGCUUUCCGAUCAGCAGAUCCCGGUUACUCGGAAACCUUAAUAAGAAAUGCCAUCAGUGUAUUCCAAUAUGCAGAUAAUUAUAGAGGAGCCUAUAGUGAUAAUUCAGAUGUUAGAGGUGGUGCCUGCCCCUUUUAUUGUGACUUUGAUGGAUAUCAGGAUGAGUUACUUUGGGGAGCAGCAUGGUUAAGGAGAGCUACUAAAGAUGACGCAUAUCUUAAUUAUGUAGAAAGUAACGCCCACACUCUUGGUGCUGAUGACAAUAUCAAUGAGUUUGGGUGGGACAAUAAACAUGCUGGUCUUAACGUAUUAGUCUCAAAGGAAGUGGUAGAAAGAAGCUUAUACUCACUUCAAGUGUACAAAUCAUCAGCAGAUAGUUUCAUGUGCACCUUAAUCCCAGAAACAUCAUCUUUCCACAUUGAGUACACCCCUGGUGGCCUAAUCUACAGGCCUGGAGGAAGCAAUCUCCAACAUGCCACUACCAUUUCUUUCCUCUUACUUGUUUACGCUAAUUACCUCGAUAAAGCAUCAUUAACGGUUAAUUGUGGCGCGGUUAACGUAGGGCCCGCCUCGCUCCGGAGGAUAGCUCAAAGGCAGGUUAACUAUAUCCUAGGGGAGAACCCCAAUGGUAUGUCUUACAUGGUAGGAUAUAGUCUUAAGUACCCUCAAAGAAUUCACCAUAGAGCUUCAUCUUUACCAUCUAUUAAAGACCAUCCUAAGCCCAUUGCUUGUAAAGAAGGGACCAUUUAUUUUAACUCAUCCCAGCCCAACUUAAAUGUCCAUAUUGGAGCCAUUGUGGGCGGCCCAGGUGAAGAUGACUUGUACCAAGAUGAUCGGGCUGAUUUUAGAAAGUCCGAGCCCACUACUUAUAUUAAUGCUCCAUUUGUUGGGGCCCUUGCUUAUUUUACUGCUAAUCCAGGCCCACUUUAGUUCAUUACCUGAUUAUGGGUGCUAAUCAUUUUGUAUAGAAUCUUCUUAAUAGUUUUUAAGGUCAACCCUUUUUUUUAGGUUUUUUUUAAAAACUUUUUUUUUUUGCUUUUUUUUUUUUUUUUUUAACUUUCCGAAAUCAUGAAAAGUGUACAUGGGAAAGUGUCUCUCAUCUUGUGUGAAUCCAAGAGUGGAAGAGGCUCAUAAAUGUUUUUUUUUUUUUUUUUGAGGAAUGGAAAUCCUCUCAUAAAGUCACAAUAAAUCAUUGUGAUUUUGCCUUGUUUAUGUUAUUUAAUUUGCUUUGAUUUGAUGUAAUAGUGAUGCGGCAAUGAUGCCGACACUUAUCAAGUUGUUGUUGUUGUUACUACAUAAGUUAAUGCAAGGAUAUAAAAAUCCAUAGAACUAUUUUGAAGAAUGGCCGUACCAUUGUUUAUUUAUGAUUGAUAUAUGUAUUAUUUUCUUCAUUUCGUUUUAAAUGCAACAAAAGAAUAUUUUAUAUUUUAUAAAUAAUACUCCUUUGUUGUAUUUAAAAUGAAACGGAGGAAGUACAAUACUUGGUGUGUAAA
Molecule: messenger RNA, 4915 nt
Organism: Beta vulgaris subsp. vulgaris (sugar beet)
Lineage: Eukaryota; Viridiplantae; Streptophyta; Magnoliopsida; Caryophyllales; Amaranthaceae
Product: endoglucanase 24
Exons: 4
Coding region: 2859-4352 (497 amino acids)
Biological process (GO): carbohydrate metabolic process
Molecular function (GO): hydrolase activity, hydrolyzing O-glycosyl compounds
Source: RefSeq, a predicted model, not a curated record